AUGGAUUCAUACGGAGCUUCACUCAACCGCAGCCAAUCAGUGGCGAGCGGCCUGGAGAAGACUUCACCCACGUGGAAGCCGUCCCACUCUCGGAGCAGUAGCACUCUGUCAUCUCGCCACUCCAGACAGAUUAUAAAAGAUUGGGAAGUGAUUGACGACCUUCAGGUAGACAUGCAGACAGGAGGUGAACAUGAUAUGACCAUCCCGGGUAUCUGUGAGGGAUAUCUUCUCAAGAGGAGGAAGUGGCCUCUUAAAGGUUGGCACAAGCGAUACUUUGUCUUGGAAGCAGGAAUCCUGCGUUACUCCAGAAAUCAGCAAGAUGUCUCCAGGGGAAGGGUACAGGGCUCCCUGGAUGUUAGCCUUGCAGUGAUGUCGAUAAAUAAGAAAUCGAAUCGGAUCGACUUGGAUGCAGGAGACAUUCUCUAUCAUAUGAAGGCAAAGAGCCAUGAAAUCUUCUACAUUUGGGUAACCAAGCUACAAGCGCACCGCUUGUACAAGAAGAAUGAGGCAGCUCAUCUUCACAGCGGCUUCCUCCAGACUUUGUCCUUUAGCACUGCAGCUGGACAAGCUCAGAGAAAUGGAGAUUUGAGCUCUGCAGGCGUGGCGGAUUCAGCUGGAACAUCUGGAGCGCUGCCUUCAGCUAACACCGCUGUGAACAGCAAAGUGUCUGCCUGGCUGCAGCAAAGUCACAACCCAGACAUCUGUGUUCAAGAGCUGAACCGUUGCCAUUUGGACCUUUCUGAGCUAAACCGUUUAAUCCAGAGCCUGCAGACAUUGGAGGCAGGCCAGGCUUUCACUAACGGAGACUUAAAGCGCAUCAUCAGCAUACAGAAUCUUUCGCUUGAGAAGCCGAAGAAGUCGAGGUCAGGGAAGAUGUGGGGUCACUCUCGCACACUUUCCAGAGUGGAGGCACUGGGAAUGCUGUCUUCCAGUCACCUGAGCAACUCGUCUCACCUUGGUGCAUCAGUCCCCUCCAUCCCUGACUACGUCUACUCCCAGCUGUCCCCUCCUACUGUCACACUGUCGCCUGAGGGCAAGAAAAUCCAGCAGGACAUCUGCGCCAUGUCGCUACGAGUGCUUGCUUCCCUGAAGUCAGUGCAUGAAACUCUGUCCCAGGAGAGGCAGAAGCUGCAGGAAGUCUGGGAAACUAACAACAUCCACCAGUCCAACACAUUAGCUGAGCCUGCAGUGGGGAGGCAUUCGUCCCACGGGCCUCCUUCAGUAGCAGAUUCAGCUGCGGAGUAUUUUGACGCCAGCGAUGACAUCCUUUGUGGUAGUUCCUCUGAGGUGUCUGAUGAAUCAGGACUUAGUGACGGAAGCACCACCAACUCUGAGCCAGAGGAAGGACAUGCCUCAGCCACCCGGAAGUACCGUGCCAGCAUUUCCAAGUCUCCUAACAGUGUCGUUGCCAAGAGCACUGGCCGGCGAACUACCCUGCCCGCUACCUGUCCCGACAACAGCCAUGUGGGCCUCAUGGCUAUCCUCUACAACAACAUAGGUAAAGACUUGGCUCGAGUGUCCAUGCCUGCUGCUCUCAAUGAGCCUGUUAACCUGCUGCAGCGGCUGUGUGAAGAGCUGGAGUACAGUGAGCUGCUGGAUACUGCCAGCAAUACAUCGGACCCCUACCAGAGGAUGGUUUACAUUGCUGCCUUUGCAAUCUCUGGUUACUCGACUGCGACGUUCAGAAACCGCUACAAGCCCUUUAACCCGGUGCUGGGGGAGACCUACGAGUGUAUCAGAGAGGACCGGGGCUUCCGCCUCAUCAGCGAGCAGGUCUGCCACCAUCCUCCCAUUUCUGCCUGCCACGCAGAAUCAGAGAAUUACUCCUUUUGGCAAGACCAGCGAUGGAAAAAUAAAUUCUGGGGGAAGUCACUGGAGAUUCUGCCAACAGGGAUGGUUAAUGUUACUCUUCCAAGGUAUGGAGACCACUAUGAGUGGAACAAAGUAGUGACCUGCAUCCACAACGUCCUCAGUCAGCAACGCUAUCUGGAGCAUUACGGAGAGGUCACCAUCCGCAACCUCAAAAGCAACGUCUGCACCUGCAAGAUCACCUUCGUCAAGUCUCGUUACUGGGGUUCAGAAACGAACAAGAAUGAGGUGCAGGGCACAGUGCUGGACCAAAGCGGGAGUAUCAUACACCGGUUCGGAGGUCUGUGGCAUGAAGGCAUCUUCUGUGACACUCUGCCCACUCCGAAAUGUGUCUGGAAGCCAAAUCCCCAGCCAAAGGAUUACCUGCAGUACUAUGGCUUCUCCACCUUCGCCAUGGAGCUGAAUGAACUCACCCCGGACCUGAAGCCUCUCCUGCCUCCUUCAGACAGCCGCCUGCGCCCAGACCAAAGGAUGCUGGAGGAUGGAAAGGUGGAAGAAUCAGACACGAAGAAAGAUGAAAUAGAGGAAUUUCAAAGGGAGCGGAGAAAAGAGCUGAGCAAAAAGGGUGAAGAGCACAUUCCACGUUUUUUCAAGAAAGCCAAAGACUCCUGUGGACGGGAUGUGUGGUUGACAAACGAGACAUACUGGAAGCUCAGAGAGAAUCCAGGUUUUGCUAAAACUGAAAACCUGAUUCUGUGGUGCUGA
Molecule: messenger RNA, 2574 nt
Organism: Morone saxatilis (striped sea-bass)
Lineage: Eukaryota; Metazoa; Chordata; Actinopteri; Moronidae
Gene: osbpl7
Product: oxysterol binding protein-like 7
Exons: 21
Coding region: 1-2574 (857 amino acids)
Cellular component (GO): intracellular membrane-bounded organelle; cytosol; plasma membrane
Molecular function (GO): cholesterol binding
Source: RefSeq, a predicted model, not a curated record